GAGAAGCGUGGAGCUGCAGCUCAGCACCACGGACAGCGAACGAGCUAUCCAUCGAUAUUAUUGGAGAAUCAGAAGACUGAACUGACAAUGAGGGGUUUGAUUUGAUCUCGCAAAGACCUUUUCGCUGCUAAACCAAAAGUUUACGAAGCCGUGGGACUGUUCCCAGCGAUACUACCGCUUGACGCGCAACACAGCGGAUGAACGCAAAUACUGGCAUGGAAACAAACAUGGCAGAAGUGAAGACUUUCUUCUAAACCAGUGAAAACAGGAGGAAACAAGUCUACAUCUGCACCAUCUUCCUCUCUGAAACCUACAAUGGAGCCGCCUGACCAGAGCGACUGGUUUCCCUUUGCACCAGACCUCAACUCCUCCUCUGCAGCCACUCCCUCGCCUUUCCUUCUUUCAUACCCCCGCCUCUUCAACAUCUCCUCCAACCUGUCCACUCAAAGUGUCCCCUUCCAGGGCAGCAGCACUCUAAUGACGGCACUCAUCUACCUCACAGUCUUCAUGGUGGGUCUGACUGGCAACACUCUGGCCAUCUACGUGGUGCUGCGCUAUGCCAAAAUGAAGACAGUCACCAACAUCUACAUCCUGAACCUGGCGGUGGCCGAUGAACUCUACAUCAUCGGGCUCCCCUUCCUCACCACGCAGAACGUGCUCUCCUAUUGGCCGUUCGGCUCCUUCCUGUGCCGUUUAGUCAUGACGGCAGACUCCAUGAACCAGUUCACGUCUAUUUUCUGCCUGACGGUCAUGUCCAUCGACCGUUACCUGGCUGUGGUUCAUCCAAUCCGCAGCACCAAGUGGAGACACCCCCGCGUGGCCAAGGUGGUGAGCGCAGCCGUGUGGGCCGUGUCCUUUGUGGUGGUCCUGCCUGUUGUCAUCUUCUCUGAUGUUCAGGACACAUUUAACUCCUGCAACAUGAACUGGCCAGAGCCAAAGAACGUGUGGUCAACAGCCUUCAUCCUCUACACUGCCACAGUGGGUUUCUUUGGACCACUGCUCAUCAUUUGCCUCUGCUACCUACUUAUCGUUAUCAAGAUAAAGUCAUCCGGGGCGCGGGCGGGCUUCACCAAGCGUCGGCGUUCCGAGCGCAAGGUGACACGGAUGGUGGUGGUGAUCGUGGUGGUGUUUGUAUUUUGCUGGCUGCCGUUCUUCAUCAUCAACAUGGUCAAUCUGGUGGUCAUCAUCCCAGAGUCCAGCGCCACUGCCGGCAUCUACUUCUUCGCUGUCAUCCUGUCCUACGCCAACUCCUGUGCCAAUCCGGUGCUCUACGGCUUCCUGUCAGACAACUUCAGACAGAGCUUCAGAAAAGUGUUGUGUGUGAGGAGUAUAAGAUGCAAGGCCAACGGUGUGGACGAUGGCGACCCCAGAGCCCCGCGCACUGAGAAAACCACAGCACACGACUGCGUCCUUUUCUCCUAUCGUAACCAGGACUACCACAAUCCCCAGACCAGCCAGAUCUCUCCUCACCCUCCAGGCUCACCUACCUCCCACACAGCAGCUGGCCUGCACCGCUCUACCCCGACACGUCAACCUCAACCUCCCUCCACUUGCCCAGGUAUCGGACCCGCCACUACCACGGUAACCUCCAUCGUAACCCUGGCUGAACUUCCCACCGUCACUGCCCUGACUACGCCCUCCUCCUCCACCUCCAUAGCUCUGCAGGAACAGUAGCCAAUGAUCUGUGAACAUCAGGUGUUGUAAUGUGAAAACCCAUUUCCAGGAUUAGUUUGCAACACACUCAUUUUAAAUGUAUUGCAACAUUCACGGUCCAUUUCAGUGAAGAAACCUCAUGAAUAUUUGUCAUGUCUUCAUGUGUAUCUCUACCUGUAGAGUCACCCAGCCUCUUUUUUCUUUCCAUCCAGCCAUCUGACACAAGUGCCUUUUCAGCUGCUCUCAUCAAUCAUCGCAGACACAGGAACAUUUUCACCUUCUCCCACUCACUGGACACACAACAUGUAAGAACGUAUUUACUUUUCAGGACCAAAAAUUGCCAUUUAGGACGUAUAUAUACAGCCAGUGGAGAAGACUUCCUGCAGGUAUUUAAGAUGUUUAUUUAGGUAAACCGGGCAUUACAGGGUUCUCUUUUACAACCACACGUUGUGAUUUAGACUAAGAAGAUAAAAGGUAUUUUAAGAUACAAAUCUUAAGCUUGAAUUAAACAGCCAGACAGCAAAAAGCACAAAUUCAGUGUCAUGUUAUUUCUGUAUUAUAGUACAACCAUUUCCAUUUCCAGCUCCUACUCACUUCUGUUCUCUUCACUUAAAGGGGAACACCACCUUAAUUUAAUGAAUUCAAAUAUGUUAUUUCCAUAUUUGUUGAGCUCCUCUCUCUCUCAAAGCCAGAAACCAGAGUCUCAAAGAUGUGAUGUCAUCAGGUAUAAAGUCUGGAGCGGCUCCAUAGACAAUAAAUGUGAGACCCAAAUGAGCUUUUUUCUAUUGUAGUGUUCUCAGCCCUGAAACAGAACAUUUAUCCAUAUACUGAGAUUAUUCCCCUGGUUGCUCUGAGUGUCAUCUAUAAUAUCUUUCACACGUCAUUGUCUGUGGAGCAGUUCCAGACUCUACACUUGAUGACAUCACACAUUUGAGUUUUAGCACUCAGGUUUUGGAUUUGGGAGAGAGUUGUUCAUGUUUAGUAUUAAAUUAGACCAUAGGAAUGACAUGUAUGAAUUAAAAUAAAUAGAUUGGGUAAUAAAAAAGGGGACAUUGUGAUGACAUCUGUACAGCUUUGUGGAAAAAGUCUACGCUAAUCGUUUUUGUAUUCUGUUUGUAUUUUCAGAAAAUGGCUUGCUUGCUGUUUAUCAGCUUCUCGGUCACAGCAAAUGUGACUCUAUCCCUGCUUAGUGUUUUUUUGUAAACACGUAGCCAGCAUUGAACACAAACCUCUUACCUCUAUGUAUAUACUGUUUACCUCCUAAUUCCUGUCUUUUGGUAUUUGCGUGUCAUGUACGUGUGAGUGCAUUUGUGGCUGUUUUGCAUAUAUAAAUACAUGCCUUCUCUCUGCAGAACAUGUGAUGCUGGUAAAUCUAGGGUUUAAAUCAAAAUAUAUUGUUGCUACUGUUAUUGUGUGACCAUGCUUUGCUCAGCGCCUUGUUUACUGUACAAUAGAUUAUAUAAACAUAUACUGUAAAGUGGCUAUUUAUGAUCGGACUGGCAGCACAGCUGGUGGAGCCUUUGAAAUGCUUAUAUUGCAAACUUGUCCACCCUUAAGCUUUUAUUAUGAAAGAUCCUGUGUUGAUUCUGGGACAGAUGGGAGAGGACUUCUGAUUGGCUGGAAGGUGCCCUUUAAAAUCAUACAAUUUGGCAAUGCAGGUAACCAUAGCAACCAUGUUCCUGCUUUGUGCCACGCCUCUGCCGGUGGUGAGUGGACAUUGUAGCACAAAAACACAGUCAGCUAGUAUUAUUGUGUGUUAGGACACCUAAAGUAUUUCUGGUCUAUAUAACAUAUCACCACACAGUCAAUCUAUGUAUAAACACAACAUUGUGUUAUUCGAUAAAAGCUGACGAGAAUCAAAUAAUGUUCACAUUAAUGGAUGAGAUUAUAGCACCAGGACUGAGAAUGAGUUCAGAAAAUCUAAAUGAUGGAUGUUUUUCAGCAAGCAGUAAAUACAAAGAACAUAUGAUGUAUAUUAUAACAAAAUGAUAUAUAGUUGUUCAGAUGCUGUAUGUAUGUUGGGUUUCUUUGGAAUACAAUUAUGUGAUCAAAAACCAGACAUUUCUGAACUUCUGGACCUGAUAUGUCUGUAUUUUACACACACACACACACACACACACACACACACACACACACACACACACACCAAACUCAAUUAAACUCUUAUGUGGUGGGAAAUACAUCUAAAUCUUUGUUCUAAGGACCUAAAAAAUCUUCUUUUUUUUUAUCAGUUUACAAUGAUCGAUUGGGUCCUACAUACAGACCAGAUUUUCUGCCAGUGUUACAACAUCUUUGGUUAUUUUAAUUGAGCAAUUUUAGUUUUUCUGUAUAUUAUUUUCUCUGUUCUCUUCUCACUGUUUGGAAGUGGGCGGGGCUUAGUCAGAAGGAGGUGAUGUCAUGAAUAUCCGAGCACCUGUCAGGAUUUAGCAACAUUUGAUUUAAAAUAUCAUGACUGUUGGUGGGUUGUUUGCUAAUAUUUUGUCAGUGUCAGCUGUGUCGAUUGGUAUUUGUUGUACCAUCAUCUUAACUUUAUGAAUAAAUAGAAAUGCUGUGUGUA
Molecule: messenger RNA, 4210 nt
Organism: Cottoperca gobio
Lineage: Eukaryota; Metazoa; Chordata; Actinopteri; Perciformes; Bovichtidae
Gene: sstr5
Product: somatostatin-like receptor F_48D10.1
Exons: 7
Coding region: 316-1674 (452 amino acids)
Biological process (GO): neuropeptide signaling pathway; cellular response to glucocorticoid stimulus; regulation of insulin secretion
Cellular component (GO): neuron projection; plasma membrane
Molecular function (GO): somatostatin receptor activity; neuropeptide binding
Source: RefSeq, a predicted model, not a curated record